Plenodomus lingam JN3 is the source of this 291-nucleotide messenger RNA. Lineage: Eukaryota; Fungi; Ascomycota; Dothideomycetes; Pleosporales; Leptosphaeriaceae. The record is from RefSeq and is a predicted model, not a curated record.
AUGCACCCCGCCAUUACCACAAGUCAGUCACGUAUUGUAGGUGGGUACCAGGUAGUCGAGACGCCCAGCGGACUCCAAACCGCCAUGACAACGGUUGAACUGUGCGGUGGAAAGGAUGCAAAGGGAUCGAAAGCAUGCAAAGGAAUCAAAGGCAUCAAAGGAUGCAAUGGUGGUGGCAUGUCAUAUGACCAUGGGUUUAGCGUCGGGCGACUUGGGCUUUACUCCAAGUGGUUAGAAUAUCCCUGUAGGUUCAAGUCCACGUCACAGCGGCAAAUUUUCAUGGUUAUAUAA